This is a messenger RNA of Argiope bruennichi, 1764 nucleotides long. RefSeq lists its product as uncharacterized. Bases 465 to 1508 code for a protein of 347 amino acids. The transcript is spliced from 3 exons. The record is from RefSeq and is a predicted model, not a curated record. Lineage: Eukaryota; Metazoa; Arthropoda; Arachnida; Araneae; Araneidae.
GAGAAAAAUAAAAUCAAUAAAAAAAAUUAAUCGAAAUUAUCUUUAAAAAUCGUAUUUUUUCCAUAUUUUAAUACAUUAAAUAAACUCGAUCUUGGAUUGGUUAAUGAAAUAGUUUGACUUUAAUGUAUGACCUCUAUAUUAAUAUUUGAGUCUGAAUAAUAUGAAAUAGCAUUGGAUUCUUCACUAAGUAGACUUUAGAAAUUUCAAAAUGGAGUCACAAUGACUUUUAUAUUUCUGAAUAUUGGUAGUUCUGAAAAAAAAAUCGCAAAAUAUCAACAGAAGUUCAUAAUUCAGAUAAAACGUUUGUAAGAAACUUUAGAUGAUACAUUUGGUUCAGAUGAAACAACCAUUUGCGAUAUGCCAAUAAUUUUGAUAUGAAGGCAGUACUUGCAUGAGGAGAUCCAAAAUCACUGUAACAAUGCAUUGCAUCAUUGCAAUAAGAGUAUUUACCAAACGUUUUAGAAAUGGAAAAAUCCGAAAGAGAAAGUGACAGUCCGAGGCCAUAUGAAUCUUCAGAUGCUCAGGUUGGAGAAGAGAUAGCUGAAAAGAAACCACAGCAACAGCAAGUCCCCCAGAGUCAGAUGAAAGAUGAACAAAUGUUGGCAGAAAUAGCGAAAGAAACAAAAAAUGAAAUAUCGGAGAGCUUAACAGGAAGUCAUGAAAAGGAGCAAAUUCUACAAUCCAAAAUCGAGCAAGAUGAAGAGUCGAAGCAAAGUGUUUCUGAAGAACCCGCCAAAUCAGCUGGAAUGAAACACGAAUCGCUAAGUCGUGAUUGUGAAAAGCAAAGUACAGUUCAAGCGACCACACAAAUACAAAAAGUUGAAGCAACUAAAGGACCUUCUGAACCGUCUGGAGCAAUGAAUUGCAGACUUACCAUUGCAGCUAUUGUAGCACGAGUGAUGAAUGAAUUGCCUGCUGAACGUAUUCCUGAAUCUUCAGUGAUUCUAACUUGGAUGGAAGAGCAAAAUGUGCUAGAAUCGGAUAGAGGCUUGGAACCAGGAAGCGAAUCACAGCCAAGUAAAGAAUCUGAGCAAGAAUCGCCAGUUCGGGAAGCCCAACAAGCGAUGGAAUUGGUUCUGGAGGAAGCGGCUAUUUGUUUUUCGGGGCAAGAACCGAUGGAAGAAGCAGAUGAUCCAUCUGGAACAAUCAGUUGCAGACCGACCAUUGAAGAUAUUGUAGAAAGAGGGAGUGAUGUGCCUGUUGAACGUACUACUGAGUCUUCAAAGAUGGCACAAAAGACAACGGUGAGUGAACGCAGUGAAGAAAUUCGAGCUCGGGUGGAAGAAGAGCAAAAUGUGCCAGAAUCGGAUAGAUGCUUGGAACCAGGAAGCGAAUCACAGCCAAGUGAAGAAUCUGAGCAAGUAUCGCCAGUUCGGGAAGCCCAACAAGUGUUAGAAUUGGUUUUGGAGGAAGCAGCUAUUUGCUAUAUGAAACAAGAACCGAUGGAAGAAGCAGAGGACAUUGAGGAUCCUCAGAAAUACGCUUUUCGGGAUAAAGAUCUUGAUUGAAGUCAAGCUUUUGGAUGUUUUUGCCCAGAAAUGUUUUCAAGUGAAGUUUUACCACUGUACCAGAGAAGAAAGACCAAAUUAAUAAUUUCCUCUCGUGUUUUAAUCUUUCCAAUUUAUAAGCACGAUCGUAAUAUGCUAUUUAUUAGAAUCAAAAACUGUUUCAUUUCAUUCGUAUUCGCCUGUUCUUUCUUUAACAUAAUUUUAGGAAUUUUAACUUAGAAGUUUACUUUUUCUCUUAAUUGCUGUGGAUUUUUCU